Exophiala oligosperma is the source of this 2193-nucleotide messenger RNA. RefSeq lists its product as uncharacterized. Gene Ontology annotation, biological process: mitochondrial respiratory chain complex III assembly. Gene Ontology annotation, cellular component: mitochondrial inner membrane. NCBI's taxonomy places the organism in Eukaryota, Fungi, Ascomycota, Eurotiomycetes, Chaetothyriales, Herpotrichiellaceae. The record is from RefSeq and is a predicted model, not a curated record. The transcript has a single exon. The coding region runs from base 125 to 1912 and encodes 595 amino acids.
CCUCGAUUUCCGAAUACGAAGUGUGACAUUCAUGUACGGAGAGUACUACUUAUCUUCUUCACAAAUGAUCUUGAGGUGAUGACUUGGACCAUUCCCGAACCCCUUGAAUAAUGAGACCGUGGCCAUGGCCUUGACAAAGCUCAAUACAAAUGCUGCGCGCAGUCUAGUACGUUCUCAACGACCAGGACUCACUCAAGGUCGGUCGCGUGUACAGCUAUACAAUUCCCGACGCCAUAUCCACAAUGCCUCUGCCCAUCAUUCUGCCCAUCAUCAAGCAUGGAAAAGGCCAUCUACGGCAAUAUUCGCUGUCGUGGCAUCUAUCGCUGUAGUAUACAGCGCUUCACAGCCCAACCAUGUCCAAGCCGAAGCCCCGGCACAGGAACCCCCAGAACUGGUGAUCGAAAAGUCAAAGAAGAAGAAGGGCGCAUCCAAAGAGGAAAUCCGAGACUUGAUAAGCUCGCAACAUUUACAAGUCAAGAAGAGUUGGGAGAACCCCGGAGUCUAUGCUUGGGGUUCAAAUACCGGCAAGGUCGUCGCACCAGACUCGGACGAAGCAUACGUCAAAAUUCCACGCAGGAUACCUUACUUCGAUGAUGUCCUAUUGCGGGACCUCAAACUGGAUCGGAACUUCGGUGCAGCUGUUCUUGAGAACGGAGAUCUCGUGCAGUGGGGUAAAGGAUACUCAGAGGAUACAGUCCAGCCCACAGUCACGCUGAAGGGCAAGAACCUCAGUUCUAUUGUGUUGUCAAGAGAUCGAAUUAUCGGACUCGGCAAGAAUGGCACGGUCUAUUCUGUUCCUGUCUCAAAACUAGACCAAGAGUCCGGGAAGAAAAUGAGUGAGAGCUCAUGGAUACCGUUCUGGUCGAGCACAUCCGACGUCGCGUACAGGAAAUUGGCGCCCAAAGGCCUCGGUGCACGUGAAAAGGUCACUGCCAUUUCCGGCGGCCUCGAGCAUGUCCUCUUGCUCACAAACUCCGGUCGUGUCUUUUCAGCCGCGUCUGGUACCGAAGACUUUCCUAAUCGUGGUCAGCUUGGGGUGCCGGGGGUGACUUGGCUCACACGACCCGAAGGCCCUUAUGAUAUGUGCCACGAGUUAACGACGCUCAAGGGCUUUGAUAUCGCAAAGAUGGCCUCGGGUGACACGCACUCACUUGUCCUUGACAAAGAAGGCCGUGUCUUUGCGUUUGGUGACAAUUCUUCUGGACAAUUGGGCUUCGACUACAACGCGGAGGCCCCUUAUGUCGACACCCCCUCCCUCUUACCAAUCUCCAAGUACUACCAAGGCACGAAUCAAGUCCCAAAAGUGACGUCCAUCUCGGCAGGUGGACAGAACAGCUUCUUCACCGUCGACGCAACCCGUGUGGUCGGCCCGUCCGAGGAGCCUAGUGAAAUCCGCACACUGGGCCGCGUCACAAGCGACACAUGGUCUUGUGGCACGGGCAUCAGAGGCGCACUGGGCAAUGGCCGAUGGACGCACAUUCAAGACGGGUUGACCAAGAUACCCGCGCUGAGUGGCCUCUUUGAAUACGAUGAACGUAAAAAGUCCGUGAUCCCUAUUCGGAUGGCUCAGAUAAGUGUAGGAGCGACGCAUGUCUCGGCGGUCAUGGACAACGUGACGUACCUCGACGCCAGUGAGAAAAGCAGCGAGAACGACACGAACUGGGGCGCCGACGUGCUGUGGUGGGGUGGCAACGAGUUCUACCAACUCGGCACGGGCAAGAGGAACAACGUCCCCAACCCGAUGUACAUCAAGCCACUAGACGCCGCCGCAGAGGCUGAAGCCGGGCGCAAGGAAGAGCACCGGUUUCAUCUCACGCCGAAACAUACUGUCAAGGUCAAGGGGCGAAAAGUACAACUGGAACAGCGUGUUGAAUGUGGGAGGAAUGUUACCGCCGUUUACAGCGGUGUAUGAGUUGACGGCGGACCGACAGCAUUUCUGUUCUCGCCGUGCAUGUUAGUCUUAAGUUUCAGCAGGCAAGCCACCUCGUUCAGGAGGUGUUGUGACUUUUUUUAUGUUACUGCAAAGCAUUCUGUCCUGGAACUUUUCUUGACUUGACAUUGGAAGCCACAUUGCAGCGUAAUAUCAACAGGUCAAUGCUCUUCGCUUCCCUGUACUAUAUACCAAUAUGAAUUCUUCCUUCACGCGUCGACGUAUUUGGAUUUCAUUUCUCCCCGAGGCUGUGAUUUUCAAAG